GUUCAUUUCUUGGUUCUGGUUGCAGGGCCAAAGUGUGUUUCUUUGGCUCUGCUCAGGGUGUGCUUCUUUGACUCGUCCUUUUCCCCUACAUACUCUGCACCACUUGCAUGCCUGGUAUCAGCAGCAGACGAUUUGAGAGACCCUGAGGUGAAUUAAGGUGGAAGCAAGCCUUCAUGUGGGUGCUGGGUGUUGAGGACUGGUCCUUUGUAAGAGCAGACAGUUUAACUGAUGAACCACCUACAGCCCUUGCUCCGGAAGUCCUUAAACUGUUCUAGGUCUAAUAUCACAAACUCAGGAAAACACCCAGAGGUUCUAGAAGGUUCUUUGUGACUUGACCGUUGAGGCAGGAUUGUAAACAAAAAUAAAAAAACAAAAAGAAAAAUUAAGAAGGGCUUGAGUUUUUCUACAGUCCAUGCUGCACGCCUACACAGACAGCCUCCAUUAACAGUCCUGGUGGCAAGAACACCCGGAGAGUAUAUAAGGGGCGGGCUGUAAAGAGGAUCACCACAUGGGCCAACCAGAGUGCAGUAGUGAAUCACGCCACCAGGUGGGCGACCAAUAGGAAUGCAGUGGGCUCUAUAAAAGCCGAGCCCUCAAGGCACCUAGCACACUCGAGGAGCAGAGGAGAAAGGGCUUCUUCACGAUGGCACGCACCAAGCAGACAGCGCGGAAGUCGACAGGAGGCAAGGCUCCGCGGAAGCAGCUAGCUAUGAAUGUGGCUCGCAAGACUGCACCGGUUACUGGCGUAGUGAAGAAGAAGCAGCACCGCUACCGCCCAGGCACUGUGGCGCUUCGUGAGAUCCGCCGCUACCAGAAGACCACCGAGUUGCUGAUUCGCAGGGCGCCGUUCCAGCACUUGGUGCAUGAGAUAGCUCAGGGUUUCAAGACUGACCUGCGCUUCCAGAGCUCUGCGCUGAUGGCGCUGCAGGAGGCCUGCGAGGCCUACCUCGUGGCGCUGUUCGAAGACACCAACCUGUGUGCCAUCCACGCCAAGCGGGUGACCAUCAUGCCGAAAGACAUCCACCUGGCUCGUCGCAUUCGCGGAGAGCACUCUGUUGACCGUCAACGGAAGAACUUCAUCCUUAAAUCAUCUGUAACCCACCUUCAUAGCUAUCGGGAUUGCCAUGGACUAAGGAAUGCAGUGGGCUCUAUAAAAGCCGAGCCCUCAAGGCACCUAGCACACUCGAGGAGCAGAGGAGAAAGGAGCUUCUUCACGAUGGCACGCACCAAGCAGACAGCGCGGAAGUCGACGGGAGGCAAGGCUCCGAGGAAGCCGCUAGCUAUGAAUGUGGCUUGCAAGACUGCACCGGUUACUGGCGUAGUGAAGAAGAAGCAGCACCGCUACCGCCCAGGCACCGUGGCGCUUCGUGAGAUCCGCCGCUACCAGAAGACCACCGAGUUGCUGAUUCGCAGGGCGCCGUUCCAGCACUUGGUGCGUGAGAUAGCCCAGGGUUUCAAGACUGACCUGCGCUUCCAGAGCUCUGCGCUGAUGGCGCUGCAGGAGGCCUGCGAGGCCUACCUUGUGGCGCUGUUCGAAGACACCAACUUGUGUGCCAUCCACGCCAAGCGGGUGACCAUCAUGCGGAAAGACAUCCACCUGGCUCGUCGCAUUCGCGGAGAGCACUCUUAAACUUAGACUCCACAGGCUCCUGAUUAUUGCACUAUCCUAAACCCAAAGGCUCUUUUCAGAGCCACCCACCACAUCUAUAAAAGUGGUUGUAACCUUGUAUGUAAAUUUGA
Molecule: messenger RNA, 1740 nt
Organism: Mesocricetus auratus (golden hamster)
Lineage: Eukaryota; Metazoa; Chordata; Mammalia; Rodentia; Cricetidae
Product: histone H3-like centromeric protein CSE4
Exons: 3
Coding region: 644-1630 (328 amino acids)
Cellular component (GO): nucleosome
Molecular function (GO): DNA binding; structural constituent of chromatin; protein heterodimerization activity
Source: RefSeq, a predicted model, not a curated record